AUGGCCAAAGGCGAUGCCCGCAUGGGCAAGAUCCUGGCAUCUUCAGCCACCGGAACAAGUUUCUUAAUUCUGAUACAAUUGGUAUCGAGAAUCCUCACCUUCGCCUCAAACCAACUGAUUCUGCGCACCCUCUCGCCAGUCGUAUUGGGAAUAGCAGCUCAGCUGGAGCUCUUCCAGGUUUCAAUCUUGUACUUUUCAAGAGAAAGUAUUCGGAUGGCAAUUCAGAGACAGCCAAUUUCCGAGAAAGAAAAGCAAGAUGCCGUCGAAACGCAAUCGGUGGCUUCUCAAGCAGUGGUCAAUGUUUCUUAUCUGAGCUUGGUCCUCGGCGUCCCUGCAAGUGUCAUGUUCACUAUGCUUUACCAGCGAGUUGUGCCAGAGGAAGCAUUCACGACGGCAUUCUUCAGCUACAGCGUCAUGAUCACUGGAGCGGCAUCCUUACUGGAGCUUAGCAUCGAGCCCUUUUUCGCAGUGGUGCAACAGCACAUGCUAUACGAGAAACGCGCCGCGGUGGAAAUGCCAGCAGCUUUUUUGAGGAGUGCCGUUACAUCUUCAAUCUUUAUAUAUGCUUCACGGGCGAAUUAUCAGCUUGGUGUACUCCCUUUCGCUCUCGGUCACCUCAGCUACUCAAUUGCCCUCCUUUGUGGCUAUUCGCUGGCUUUGCUAAGAGGACCCCGUAGAGGGUUUUCUUUUGUUCUGACCCGUGUGAAGUCCAGCGACCCGUCAGACUACUUCCUGGGUUUAUUCUCUCUGAAGGUGACCUCACUUGCUGCAAAUGUUUUCUUCCAGUCGCUAGUGAAGCACUUGUUGACUCAGGGCGACACCAUGAUGCUGGCUGCACUCACAGGGCUGGAAGACCAAGGCAUAUACUCCCUUGCGUCAAAUUACGGGGGUCUUGUUGCACGCAUUAUUUUCCAACCGCUCGAAGAAAGCAGCCGGAAUCUUUUCUCGGCUCUUCUGAGCCCUGACGAGAAAGGCAAGGUGAACGAGACUCACGUUCUCUCAACCAAAAGUCGUCUAAUAGACAUAUUACGUGCAUACCAGUUACUUGCGGUCCUGGCUUUCCCACUUGGCCCGUUGAUGGUCCCUCAGUUGUUGCAUAUUCUGGGUGGUCGCCAAUGGGCUUCCCCCAAGGUCGGAGAACUGCUCUCUGUCUAUUGCUAUUAUAUUCCAUUCCUGGCAUUCAAUGGUAUCACUGAAGCAUUUGUGUCCUCUGCAGCCAGCUCACAGCAGAUACGAACACAAACGGCAUGGAUGGGUGUCUUCUCUGCUUGUUAUGCAUUGGCUGCAUACACCUUCCUAGAGAUUGGGCACCUGGGUGCCUAUGGACUUGUUCUGGCUAAUAUCGUGAAUAUGAUUGUCCGAACGAUCUGGAGCUACAGAUUUAUCAGAACAUAUUUCCAACAAAAUGGAUGUAGCCUACUCACGAAUGAGGUGGCUAUUCGACCAGCCAGCUUCGUCCUUUGUGGUCUCACAAGCGUGUUCCUGAGUGAACAUGGAGUUGGGCGGGAUCUAGGUUUUAUUCGCGCUUGUGCUUUGGGUGGUGGCUACGGCCUUCUGAUGUGA
This is a messenger RNA of Penicillium olsonii, 1563 nucleotides long. NCBI's taxonomy places the organism in Eukaryota, Fungi, Ascomycota, Eurotiomycetes, Eurotiales, Aspergillaceae. The record is from the annotation of a GenBank genome assembly.